Triticum turgidum subsp. durum (durum wheat) is the source of this 501-nucleotide messenger RNA. NCBI's taxonomy places the organism in Eukaryota, Viridiplantae, Streptophyta, Magnoliopsida, Poales, Poaceae. The record is from the annotation of a GenBank genome assembly.
AUGCUAUUUUUUUCGUUGGGUGUACCCCGUGGAUCCAGAAUGUUCAGGUAUGCGCUGCAAUCUGUUGCAUUAUUCAGCGAGGAGACGAUCGCUGCCAGAGUGGACUCCUUGAAGAAGACGUUCCGGUGGUCGGAUGCCGACGUGAGCAUCGCUUUGUGUAGGGCUCUGCUUUUGCUUACAAAAUCAAAUGAAUUGCUGCAGUGCAGGUCUGAAUUCCUCAUCUAUGAAGUGGGGUUGGAACCGGCGUACAUUGCUCAGCGGCCGGUAAUUCUCUGUUACAGCCUAGAGGGCCGGAUGAGACCUCGGUACUACGUUGUAAAGUUUCUCAAGGAAAAUGGAUUGCUCGAGCGCGACCCGAGCUACUAUACUGUUUUCAAGGAGACCGAGAAGUAUUUCGUGGGGAAGUUCAUAUACCCUCACAAGGAAGCUGCACCACACCUUGCUGAAGAUUAUGCUGCCGCUUGCGGAGGGGAAGUGCCCGCUAGAUUCAGAUUUACAUGA